AUGGAGCCGUCGGCGACUGUUCACAGGGGGCCCCCCCCAGAGGGGCCCUCGCCGCCUCCUCCCCUCGACUUGGAGUGCGAGUAUCUGUUGGUUCCGCAGCUGCAUUUUCCCGGGUUUGUGGCGCCGUUUAUUCUUGGGGAGACAGCCGAGCAGCACGUUCGAUUGCUGGAAUUUCUGAAGGAUCCCGAGGCUUUGCGAGCUGACACUGGCUGCCUCGUCUUCGCCUUGCAGCUGGCGCGAACGCUCGAGAGCACGGCAGCCAUCGAGGCGCUCUCCAUUCAAGACCACUUGGCGAUCCUUGUAGGCUGGAAACGCGUCCUUAUGGGCUCUUGGGAAGAGACUGACGAGGAUUGCGACGAGGAGAAGGCAGCCUUUGGAGGAAUUAGCGCUUCUCUUGCCGCCCGCCUCUGUGAGACUUUCGCCUCGGCGCUCGACGUGUUCAACACACGCUUUGUUUCGCCGUACUAUUUGAAACCCUCCUGCCGCUCCUCCUUCCUGCAGCUGCACAAAGCAUGCUCCGGCAGCACGAGCAGCAGCUGCGCUGCGACUGCUGCGGCGGCAGCAGCCUCCGCCUUCGCGGCGACCUCUGCAGCGCACGAAGAUGCGGUACUUCUGCUGCAGCGACUGCGCGAGGGGCUUUGGCAGUGGCUUCUGUUGAGGCUUUUGGAGCGAUAUAAUCGAGGCUUCCGAGCCACGGUAGGCACAGGAUCAGCGAAGAGGAGAACGCUGGUAGCGGCGCUCGUGCGACUCGCCGAUGCAGCGCGCUUCCUGUGCGAGGACGAGCAGCAGACCUCUCUUGCAGCAGCCGCUGCUGCAGCGCGAGCAGCGCCGCUGGCAGGAGGCGAUCUCCCCGCUGCCCUGUGCUCGCUCAUGGGGGCGCUUGACAGUCGGAAGACUUCCGUCUCGCUGCGAGCGCGCCUGCUGCUGCUCUUCGCCUCUGGAUCCGCCUGUCACUGGCUAGUCAGAGAAGGGCUUCUGUUUCGCUGGUGGCGCUGUCUGGAGGGCGCCUCGCAGACAGCGUGGGAUACAGUCUUCCUGAGUCUCCUUAGGAGGGGUUGCAAGUAUGGGUGGGGAGUUGGAAGACCCCUCUGCUGUCUCCUUAGGCCUCUUUUGCCCUUCCUUCUGCAAGUCGCUUCGCGGCUCUUCGUCGUCAACGGAAAAAACACUGCAGCCGCGCAGCAGCUCAGAGGAUCUGCAGGAUCCAUUCCAGGAGAGCUGUCUCCUCUGCUGCACAAACGGCUCGAAGCACCCAGGAUCCUCGCCAAAGUCGUUGCCCUCCUCCUGGAGCCUCGCGACAGAAGCAGCCUUCCCACAGCCCCCUCCCGUUCAGAGGAACAAACGUCGCCGCGCAUCCUUACAGCUUUCGAGCUGCUCGAAGUGUUAGUCAAAACUGUCGGACCGUGGGUACACCCCCAGACAGAAGCGCACAGAGGCUCGGGAAACAUCGGAAGCUUUCUCACAGGCUUCGUCUCUGCGUAUCUUCGAAGGGUGCAGCGGGAGAGACUCGGCGAUGCCAUCACAAGCGCUGGAUGCGGCAGGCAUCUCCGCGGCUGCUGUCUACUGCAGCAACAGGAGCAACAGCAGCAACAGCAGCAACAGCAGCAACAGCAGCAACGGCAGCAACAGGAGCGACAGCAGCAACAGCAGCAACAGCAGCAAAUUUGGUGUUGCUGCAAUGCGGGAUUUGGAGAGACACGCAGCAACAGACUCACGCGAGAGGAUGAUGCAAAGAUUGUAGAACUCUUCUUGCCCGUAGUAUUGGAGUUUGCGCCGUCGAUGCUUCCUUCGCUCUUAGAGAUUACGCUACAGGGAAUUGAUCCUGCAGAUCCUUUGAAGACUUUUGUGACACUAUCUUUCCAUUCUGUAGUCUUCAGUUAUAUUCCUCUGAUUGAUUGCAGCAGCGUUCCUUCAGCCUUAUCCGACACGCAACUUCAAACAGCUGCUCCUGUUGCUCCUGCUGCUGCUGUCUUUCCUGCAGAAGCCUCUGCUGCUGAAACAACCCCCCACAGCAGCAGCAAAUCACCACCUCCCCCCCCCAACCCUUGCAACACUUUGCUCCCUGCAGCAGCUGCUGCACUGGGAGGCUCUCGGGUGGUGGCUAGUGUUGCUGCUACCGAUGUUUCGGAAGAGGGCACAGCCUCCGAGAAUAUCCCUGGCAAAUCGCUACUGCACGACAAGCACAGGAAAACACGAGUGCCUUCCACGCCGAACUCUUCGCUACCAUGGGAUUUUCGCAUGCUUCGUGAUAUGACGUUUGCGAGAGAAAUCAUCGAACAGCGAAGCUCCGCCUCCUCGCUUCUUCCAGAGUGGAGCCUCGGAUGGCUUCGGAAAAUCCUUAGCCUUGUGCAAGUUGCCUCAAAACCAGAUGUAAGGCAGAGCGAAAAACUGGAGUGGGGUGAUAAGGGGGGUGGGGUGGUUAGUGGGGAGAGAAGGGCAGGGAAGGGUUGUAAGAACAAGGAAAAAAACCACGUCAACACGUGGGCAACUUCCUGCCAAAGAAUGGCUGAAAGGAGGGGGUGCUGCUUGCUUUAUCCACCUGUUGCCUGUCUCUAG
Molecule: messenger RNA, 2553 nt
Organism: Cyclospora cayetanensis
Lineage: Eukaryota; Apicomplexa; Conoidasida; Eucoccidiorida; Eimeriidae
Exons: 7
Coding region: 1-2553 (850 amino acids)
Biological process (GO): proteasomal ubiquitin-independent protein catabolic process
Cellular component (GO): nucleus; cytosol
Molecular function (GO): peptidase activator activity; proteasome binding
Source: RefSeq, a predicted model, not a curated record